GUCAGUCGGGAGCUUGAUUCGUACCAAUUUUUCGUGUUUUGUCAUUUCUUUCGAUAUAAGACGAACAUGUACAUCCAGAUCGUCAUUGUUAGUAUUUCACUCUUGUUUCUUCAACAUGCAAUUCGCAUUGCGUACAUCAUGGGAUAUCAUGUGACAGUGCACAAUCACACCCCUGGACGAUGUUCAGUUGUUCCUGGAGUAGACCAUGGAGCUGAAGAUAUGGAAACCCUGGCUGAUGGUAGAGCCUUCAUUACCUCGGGAUUUCAAUGGCCGUUAUCUUCAAAACAUUUCAAACAGCUGUAUAAGGAUCAAGGUCGAAAGGGGAAGGUACUCUUGUUUGACUUCAAUAAGCCAGAAAGCGGAGUUACGGAACUUGCCAUGGACCCACAGUUUGAUGGGGAAAAUUUCCAUCCACAUGGAAUUAGCGUACUCCAGGAUCCAGACUCAGGGAAAAUUUUCCUGUUCAUUGUGAACCACCCGGAAGGAAAAGAUACAGUUGAGAAAUUUGAAUUUAUCCAAGAAAAACUGGCUCUUGAACAUAUUGAGACCUUCUCUGAUUCAACAUUUAGAGUGUUAAAUGAUGUUGCAGCCACAAGCGAAAACAGUUUUUAUGUCACCAACUAUGUACACAGUAAAUCAUCCUCCCUCUCAUUCAUUGAAAUAAUCCUCCUUCUACCCUGGGGAAGCGUGGUGUAUUACGAUGGUGCCAACUACAAUGUUGUUGCUGACAGCUUGGUCAUACCCAAUGGAAUCUUGCUGUCAAAAGAUAAAAGGUAUGUUUACUUGGCGAAUAACUUUUUUGCAUCAAUCAGCAUUUUUGAAAGAGAUGAGGAUGAUAGACUCACAAUAUUACAGGAGUUCCCCAUACAUUCCUACCCAGACAACUUGUCACUGGAACCGAAGACAGGAAACCUUCUGAUUGGUUCCAUACCUGUCGUUCAUAUGAUGAUCAAACAUAUGGACGCUCCGGAUGUAGAUAUGGCGCCCAGCAAGGUGCUGUAUAUACACAUGGACAAUGCCACCACAGUGGGAGAGAUUACAGACCUGUACACUAACGACGGUCGACAAAUAUCCGGGUGCUCUUCAGCGACAAUUUACGACAACAAAAUGUUGAUGGGUUCGGUUAUUGAUAGACUGGUGUACUGUGAUGUAAGGACGUUGGAAUAAUUUUUGAGAAUAAAAUGAUGAUGCUCAGUUAUCGAUGUACUUCCCUGUGUUCAGUUAAAGAUGCACUCCUACUCACAAAUAAGAUUUACCACAAUUAAUAAUAUUGUUUUAAUAUUCCAAAAUGGAUGAAUAAAUAUCAAAAACAAUGGUUUUUCUGUAGGAUACAAAGUUGAAUUUGAAAGAAAUGUGCAUAAAACACAGUAUUGCUAACUUUUGAGACUAUAGUAGAUCACGGUAAAUGAUUUAGUAUUCACUAAUCAAAUAAUAUUUUUGCGCUUUCAGCAUUAUUUAGUAAGUAAUUAAAGGUUUAUCAGUCAAAAUUGAUGUUUGUUUUACUGUGUUUGUAUUGAUUUUGAAUAAGAGUGCCACUUUAAUUUUACAAAAUAAAGGUGCUUGAAAUAACAAUCCAUUUCCUGUGUAACAUUACAAUAAGUUACCAUGUGUUUUACGGAUGUGGAGAAGGAUGUUAAUGUUUUUAUAGCUCAAAAUAAGUUGAGUAGGUAGUAUUAUACGUGUAUUUUUCAAUUUCUAUCUUGCCCAAGACAUUCCAUAAACAUGACUGCACAUUUUACACAUUAUUAGUUUGUUUGUUUUUGUUGCUUUUUUCAUGAACAUUUUCUUUUAUAUAAAGCUGCACUCUCACAGAUUGACUGUUAUGACAUUAUUAUUUUAAAUGUCUCAGAAUCAGCUUAUUUUGGCAUCAAAGCCAUGAAUGAAGUCAUAAAUUGUUAUCUCAUAAUAGAAAAACCCUCAAUUGUUUGGAAAACUGCCGAAAAUUUCAUUUUUUUAAAGUGUUAGAAAUGCUUUUAGCCAUAAAAUAACAAUUUUUGGACUCGUAUAUGAAAAACUGUGAUCUGAUCUUUUGGCAGCAGUCUUAUCUCACUGGUUUUCACAUAGUAAUACGAAAAAUGGCUCAUUCCACGCUCAUUCCACGACAAAAAUAUUGUGAGAGUGCAGCUUUAAAGUAUGAACAUAUACAAAGAAAGCAUUUUUUAUACAUACAUAUCAUAAUGUGUAUGUUAUUUCUAUUUUCUAAAGAAGGAAUAUUUGGGUUGAUUGUAUAAUCCUUAAACAUAAACGUGUAUGGUCUUAUUCUUUGUUGGGGACCCAAAGCGCAUGCUCUUGUAGCAUUAAACUGUAUAUAAGGAAUUGGUAGAUGAAAUAAAAUAUAUAAUCUCCCCUCAUAUUAAGAAAUUCUAACAUUCAUACAAUAUAACACCAGCUAUAAUGUAUCGUAGAGCAAUACAAUAUAAGACAUAAUAAGACCAAAAAACAGUCUAGCUAUAAUUAUUUACAGACCAUUUUAAGCUUAUCUUUACUUGCAUGUAUAUUGCUCAGAUCCUAUGCUGAAUGAUAUAGAGGAUCAUUAUUUGUUUCAUUGUAAGAUCGUCAUAUAUUUCACAGAGUCAGUACCAAAACCUAUAAUUUACGAGUGGCAUAGCCUUGCUUGAAAUAUUUAUUUUCGGUGUCCACCUGUUUUAAAUGGACUUGAAACAUCUUUGAAAAUCUGCUUCUCAUUGACCACAGUAGCUACAGAUAUCGGAGGCAUCGUCUAGUGUUCCUCUAUGAAGUUUGGUCAAAUGGUGACCCUGGGUUCAAAUUGGGCCAGACCUAGGGAUAACUUGUUUUUAUAUAAACUUAUAUAGUUUAAAAGAAUAGCAUUUCAUAGUGGCCCGCUACCAAAUUUUUUCAAAUUAUGUCCCUGGGGUCAAAAGUGACUCUACCCAAGGGAUCACAAGUUUGACAUAUUUGAUAUACUCAUAUAAGGAAUAAACUGUAAAAUAUUUUACUUUCUUAGCAACCACUGAAUUUAAAUGCCAUUUAAUUGUGAAGUCAUCUUUAUCAAUGUAAGCUUUAUCCUUAAUCCAUCAGUUCCAUGCUUUUUUUGUGUGUGUUGCAUUCAUGUUUGUUUUAUGAUUGUUCAGCGAUGCCUUUUUUUUGGACUGAAAAACAGACAAGCAUUGGACUUGACGUCGCAAUUCUUGUUUUGAGGCACAUAUACAAAUAGUAAGUUUAUUAAACUUUAAUGUCAAACAAACUUUAUCAAAGCACUGAACUGCUCAAAGGAUUGUGUCAUCCAAAGGGAGUUUAGCCAUUAAAAUUAUGUUCAGUGGCAUUCUUUUGGGAUUGUAGCCAACAGAUAUUCAUGUUAGACUGUUUUAUCAUAAAAGCUUACUCUCUCUCUUUUACAGGAGUAUAUUUUGGGAUUUAUUUAUCAAUUAUUUAAGUUGUAGACUGUAAAUUUAUUUUAUGUUUACAGGUAUUGACUUACAGCAUGUACAGGCAAACUACAUCGUCUUUAAAUAUUCUAAGUAAGUCACAUGACAUUAAUCUAAAUCAAGUAUAACCACAAUGUCAAAGUCACUUUACUUUUUAUAAUUGUUAAGUCUUUAAUGAGUCCUUGAUGGAUGUCAAUUUCAGAACUAUCUGAUUGAAAAAUCAAUGUUUGUAGUUAUUUACUAUAUUGUCUUGUUUCUUGUUUGUGAUUUUGUGUUCUAUGUCUUUGGUGUUUGGCGUUUGCCCAGUGCCACUUAACCGGGUUUAUAUUUAAUAAAUUAAUUAAUUAUUUAUUUUUGCUACUGAGCAUGUUUCUGUAGCUUUUUGCAUAAAUAUUCUCAUGUUAUUUGUAUACCAUGACAUUUUAAUCUCCUUUGUUCAUCAUCGUUGUCUGUGAGGGGCGUGCAGAAAUUUGACCCUUGGCUAUAACUCAUAAACUUUUCAAGACAUACAAGUGAAACUUGGUACAGAUGUUGCAAGUCGCUACAACACGCAUAUAUGUACCACUGCGCAUAUAUGUACCAAGGCGCAUAAUGUUAUUGCUGAGUUAUGACCUUUUUCCUACUACAGAAAAAAACAGACAAGUGUUGGCAUUCGCUCGGCAGGGCUUCCAUUAAAGGAAGUUUGGAAGUAUAUUACUCCCUAGAAAUGAGUUAAAACUUCCAAAAUUGAUUCCUUGGAAGUAUAAAAACUUCCAUAAUUUUGAAGAAAACUUCCAAACUAGAAUGUAUGGAAGGUCAAAAUAUCAAAACUUGUGCCAAUAUUACUUUUAUGGUAACAACUUCAAUCAGUCUGUAAGAAAAGGUUGCAAAUUACUUGAUUUUUAACAUACUAGUUAAAAAAGAGUCGAAAAAGAUAUGGUAUUCGGGAGACUUAAACUUCCACAUUUCAGUGAAAAACUUCCAAAAUUGAUGGACAGAAAGUUCAAACUUCCAGUUUUAAAUUCUUAAUGGAAGCCCUGGCUCGGUGGUGCUUAUGUGAUGUUAAGUGUUCUUGUUAUUAUUAUUUAGAAAUGGUGCUUUUGUUAAUGUUAUUUGCCUCUGCGUUUUUUUUAGCUUGUCUUUGUUUUUUCGAGGUAUUGUUGUAUCGUUGUCAUCAUCAGAGUAACCAUGCAAAUGUGUUAUUGACAUGUUAAGUGUUUUUGUGAGAUAUUCAUAUGAGAAAAAUGUUUGUUAGGCCAAAAAAAAUAUUGUUUGUUUAGGGUAACCUUCCCAAAAUUUCUAGAUAGGGUAGGUAGGGAUUUUUUAUUUUUUUUAAAUCUGUCGAAAGUUCAGAGUGUUUUCUUGCACAUGGCAGUCUUUCCUACAUAACUGUCAUUGCCUGACUUUGUUUUAUCAUAUAAACCAUACUUCUGAUUAAAAUCUGCAUUUAUCCGCCCUUCGUAACUCUCUAUUCGCUAACGAAUAUUUUUUUUGCUCAGAAACGGAAAAAAGAAAUAGUUAGGCUCGGCGCAUUUUUAUAGGUAAGGUCGGGUUACCCGAAACAGACAUAUAUUUUUUUAGGCCUUAUGAUAAUACCGUUAUGCAUAUAUAAUUUUAUCAAAUCCCAUCGCUAUAGCUCAAUAAAUAUGGAGUUUUGCCAAUAUGCCGACUUACAAAAAAAGGCAAAGUUGAAAAUAUCUUGUUUUUGCUUUUCAUUAGCAGUAAAACAUGUAUCCAGUUAUUGAUUGGUUAGAUACGGUAGCUAAAUUGAUGGUCUCAUGCUAGUCAUUUAGGGGAGCAGGACUUUUCAACCCCAAGACUUUUCAACCCCUUCUCAAAACGAAGACUUUUCAACCCUUAGACUUUUCAACCCCUAUUUUAAAGACUUUUCAACCCCUACCUGUUUGGACUUUUCAACCCCUAAAUCAAAGACUUUUCAACCCCUAGUUGAAAUAUUUUGAUAGCCAUAUUGAAGACUUUUCAACCCCUAUAUCAAAGACUUUUCAACCCCUAUUAUUUUUGUCAGACAGGUGUUGCAACAAACCUAACCAAUUGUUAUUGAAAUACAAUUAAAGAUUUGUUAGGCUUUUUUGUUACACUUUUCUCCAAAGUAUUUGAUGAAAUUUACAAAGGCUUUGCCUUAAUUUACUAAGCACUUAAUGGUUAGUGUUUUUCAAAAUAAUAUUCCGAAAAUUAACAAUGGUACGGUAAAGCAAGAUUUUGAUGCCUAGUUACCCUGAACAUGCAAUUGUUGUAUUAUUCUGAAGGAUAUUACAUAUUUCAGCGAAUUCACAUAUAUUAUGUACAAAGUUAUUACCAUAAUGAUGGCCAUGAUAUUAGAACCUUAAUUAACUGUCACUUUCAAGUUACUAUAACCUCAAAUUAAAGGUGUUAUGAAGCCCCUUAAUCCCUUAGGAAUGUAUGACCAUGUCACACAUGUUGCCCAUUAAUGAAUGUGCGACCUUCAUCUCAUUCUUUAAUUGCAUAUAUGAAAAGACAAUACAAUGUUUAUAGCAUUUUUUUUACAUAUAUACCACUUUAUAAUAGAAUGUCCUUACAUUUUUUAAACUGAGAAAUAAAAAACGUUGAUAAAAUCUUAUGUUACACUUAUGUAAUUUGAAAGCAUUUGGAACUCAAUCUAUAAUACAUUUUUAACAUCUUUGAACUCAAUGUAUACUUUUGUAUUUCUUAAACAUUGUCUGCUAAAUCUAGAUAUUUUGAAAUAUUAUGAAGAUUUUUAUUUAAGUUCAACUCAUUUUAUUGUCUUUUUUAUUGAUGACAAAAUGUUUUUAAAAAAGUGUUUAAAAAAACUAAAAGAAAAACAAACGCUGUUUCAAUUAAUUUAUGGAGCAGUACCAUGCACAUAAUAUAUUGUGUGAGGAUUUCCUCAGGGAGAUUUAUGGCUAAGUGACUAAAUAGCUAAAUGGACCGUCGAGCAUUUUUUUUUUAUUUAUUUCAAUGUAAAUAUUUAAUGAAUUAUAGUAUUAUUAUGUGUUUCAAGUAUGUAUAUUUUGUAUGUAUUACAUUUUUUUUUGUCUGUUAUAUUUUUAGUCUUAAUGUAUUCUUGAUUUUUAAAAGAUUUUCAGUUUAAGGAGGGGUUGAAAAGUCUUAGCACUUUUAGGGGUUGAAAUGACAAAGGGGUUGAAAAGUCUUUGAUUUCACAAAUGACAAAGGGGUUGAAAAGUCUUGGGGUUGAAAAGUCUGACAGCCGUCAUUUAGUAUUUCAGUUCUCCAGUUGCAAUUUCACUAUUUCUGUGCCAUUCAGUGUCAUUUCAUUGUAAUUGGAUUUAAAAUUAAUGAAUAAUUAUUGUUUUUGUGAUUUGCAUGUUUGUAAAUUGAGUCGACUUUUAAUUGUCUUCUUGGGAUUUGGGAUUAUACAGGUGAACCCCUUUGGCUGGAACUCCGAGGGACUGGCGAAAAUCCCUCGAGCCUCGGAAAAGCCGAUCGAAGCAGGAAUGCUUACAGUCAGUAUUGAUAAUAUCUGUCAUGUGUUCCCGUUCCGGAUCGAAAUAUCCGACCCGAGGGCUUGCCGAGGCUCGGAUUUUUCUAUCCGGAACGGACACACAUGAUAGAUAUUUUUUCUAGCAUACCUUAAAUUACAUUUUUUUUGCGAAGAAAAUACAUAAUCUUGAAAGCGCGUUUUUGUACAUUUCACCAAAAAGCGCGUGCGAUGAUGUUUACUGACGUCAUGACGCGCAGUAAUUUGUAUGCACUGCAUACGUCAAUAAGUUCCUUCGCUAUUAUGUCUUUUAAGGCUUAUUUUGUUUUGUUUUUAAGGAAUAUUUUGUAAAGUUAAUGUUAAUGGAACUCAUCUAUUGAAAUCUCAUUACUAUGGUUACAUUAAGUGUUUAAUAAAAGAAAUGGAAAGAAUUACGUCACAGCGCGUGACUCAUCUGGCAUGGGGGUAUGCCAGAUGGAGUUUUCCAGCACGGCUGAAAUCACCGGAAAUGCCUAUCCGGUGUGCUAGAAAAAGAAAUAAGUCCUUCACAUCCAGUUCGAGCCAAUGAGGAAUUCGAGCCAAUGAGGAAUUCGAGCCAAACGAAAUCAAGCCAACGGGGUUCGACUAUAAGUAUAAAUGUGUGCUCCAUGCUUUCAGAUUGUUAUUUGUUCUAUGCCUCUAUAUAUCUUUGUUCAUUUACAUGCUUCUAUGUGUUAAUUGUAACGUUUUACCUUCUAAUGCUAUAAUUAUUUACCAAGCAUUUGUGUCUAAUAGUAUUCCAUUUAUGAUUCAAUGGAGAAAAUAUAAUAACAUUAAAUAACACUUGCCUGCUCUUUUGCAUUUAUAUGGACCGGAAUAAAACGUCAAUGGUC
Messenger RNA from Mya arenaria, 7676 nucleotides. Its product is annotated as serum paraoxonase/arylesterase 2-like. NCBI's taxonomy places the organism in Eukaryota, Metazoa, Mollusca, Bivalvia, Myida, Myidae. The transcript has 9 exons. Bases 67 to 1167 code for a protein of 366 amino acids. Gene Ontology annotation, molecular function: arylesterase activity. The record is from RefSeq and is a predicted model, not a curated record.